AUGGUUAGGUUCGCCUCGUCCCGUGAAGUGUCGCCCGUCCCCUGUCCUCGCCGUCCCGGUCCCACCUUCCUUUCCACGGGAAUCUUUGUCGCUACCGCCCACCAACGGGGCACGUUUGGCUACGGGGUGUACAUCGAGGACCUGCCGUGCAUUCCCAACCAAGGCCAGCGGGUGCUGGACGUCGCCGGCGUCCCCUGCGGCUCCCACCAAGUAUACGCCCUGCUCUUAGGCAUCGACAGCGCCCUCGACUACAUGAUGUCGGCGCGGUGCCGCUACACUAUCUACGUCGACAACCAGGACGUGCUCGACACCUUGCGCCGCCACUGGCACCAGCCCAACCACAGCACCCGGGUCGACGUCGUGCUCAACGACAUCGCCGACAAGAUCGCCAAGAUCGAGCGCAAGGGCACCUAUCGCGACGCGGGCGUCGAGAUUAAGCAGGCGCUGGCGAAGCUGCUGGCACUCCUGCUCGCACAUACUAAGGCGCUGCGGUCGUUGGAAAGGCGGCCACCGAUAGCCACAAAAACCCCCGUGUCGUGGACGGAGAGCUGGGGUGUGCGUCGACCCAUGGCUCGUCUUGGUUAA
This is a messenger RNA of Diutina rugosa, 585 nucleotides long. RefSeq lists its product as uncharacterized. The transcript has a single exon. NCBI's taxonomy places the organism in Eukaryota, Fungi, Ascomycota, Pichiomycetes, Serinales, Debaryomycetaceae. The record is from RefSeq and is a predicted model, not a curated record. The coding region runs from base 1 to 585 and encodes 194 amino acids.